Messenger RNA from Mercurialis annua (annual mercury), 828 nucleotides. RefSeq lists its product as uncharacterized. The coding region runs from base 1 to 828 and encodes 275 amino acids. The record is from RefSeq and is a predicted model, not a curated record. Lineage: Eukaryota; Viridiplantae; Streptophyta; Magnoliopsida; Malpighiales; Euphorbiaceae. The transcript is spliced from 6 exons.
AUGGGUUCGUCUUCUCAAAUGAACUCUAACACUCCGGCCACUACCGGAGUGGUGGAGAGCAAGGCUGUCAAAGUGGAGGUGGUGGAUUCCGGAGAGGAGGAAGCCGAUUCUAUGGUUGUUCCUUUUAAUGAUUCAAAAAAUUUCAGAGCUCUUUCUUCUUGUGGGGAAAGGAAGGCUCCGGAACCGGAUGGUUUUAAUUUUUAUUUCUAUAGGCGUACUUGGUCUUUUAUGAAAAAAGCGUUCCAUGUUAAGGAAUUCCAUAAUUCAAAUGUCAUCUCCAAAGAUGUUAACACUUCUUUCAUGAUUUUGGUCCCUGAAGUGGCAGCUCCUUUGCUAACUAAGAUGGUUUUAGAUAGUCAACAUGCUUUCAUGAAAGGUAUAACCAUUCUGCAUUCAUUGGGACUACUUGCUUUCUGUUAUGAGUUGUAUGAAAUUUUCAAGUUAAGUGAAUGGAUGUCUAUGGGUCUGUCCACGGCGACUACAGCAGUUUCAGUUAAUGGCAUUCUUGAUAGAUCAUUUGGGGUCUACGAUGGUUAUUCUUAUGCAGCAGAUCAUGAAUCUAUCUCACUACGAUUGACUAUUAAUUUUUAUAAAAGCUCUAUUUUGGGUAUUAAUGUUACCGAGGAUGAUCUGUUAGUAGCGGCAGAAAUGGUUGGAUGUAAGGUUGAUUUCAUUCCAAUUAUGUAUUUGGGUUUACCUCCGGCUACGUUUAAGCUUCCGUGUGGAGCCUGGGAUCAUGUGGCGGAGCAAUUUAAAUCUUAUUUGGUUUUGUGGAAGAGUAUUAUGUUUUCUCCUGCAGGUGGGAGAACGAAUAGUAACAAUAAAUAA